Molecule: messenger RNA, 6082 nt
Organism: Thunnus maccoyii (southern bluefin tuna)
Lineage: Eukaryota; Metazoa; Chordata; Actinopteri; Scombriformes; Scombridae
Product: MAM domain-containing glycosylphosphatidylinositol anchor protein 1
Exons: 18
Coding region: 740-3613 (957 amino acids)
Biological process (GO): synapse organization; homophilic cell-cell adhesion
Cellular component (GO): plasma membrane; neuronal cell body; axon
Molecular function (GO): protein binding; axon guidance receptor activity
Source: RefSeq, a predicted model, not a curated record
UGUCCUCCCUCCCCUCCUUCUCUCCGGCGCUCCAUCCCUCUCUCUCUCUCUGUCUCUCUCUCUCCUCACAGACAGGGGCGGUCGUUCUCAGUCUGCGCACAUAUUCCACUUGGCCAGCAUCACUUGGAGUCCACAGACACAGCGCUGAUUGAACGAGCGGAGGGGAGCUCAUUUUCAGAGCGCAUGAUUGUGUUAUAGGGGCUUCACUAGACUGUCAUGGUCAGAGGCAGAUAGGGAGAGAGAGAGACAUAGAGAAAGAGACAGUAAAGCCAUUUCAACCACGCCUUUAAAUAGUAAAUAAUCAAAAAAAGAAGAAACAGGUUCUGUUGGAUUUUGCCCAACUAACCUUGCUUGAGUUUUUUUUUCAGAGGGAAAGUGUUUUAUUUUCAUCUUGGGGAAGAAUAGACUCUGUGGAAUCCAGCAGCGGUGAGAUUCAGCUGCCCGCGUCUCCGUGCGUAAAAUAAAAGUUUAACACACCAAGGAGAUUAUUUGAGAGAACUGGGAGCCCGGAAAACUCUCCAUCAUACUCUCCGGGAAUUGUAAAGCUGAUACCGGACGCCCAGUGAAGGAGGAUAUAUAACUUUUCAACACAUCUGUGGAAAGACACGGAGGCAGGUUGUUCCAGGAGAGCGGUGGAAUUCUCUUCGCGGAGCCGGGAGGAGUGCGCGCAGCGCCGGGUAGCAGACUGACCCAAAGGACGGCACUUCGGAGACAAGGUUAUGACGGAACUGAGCUGAACAUGGAGCUUUUCUGGAUUUUGUUAUUUUCUAGCGCUUAUCCUCUUACCUGGGGCCAAGGAGUUUACGCUCCAGCCAACGCCCAGAUCGUGCACUCAGGCGCAGCAUGUAACGUCAAGGAUGAUAACAUCAGCGAGAGAAUCUACACCAUCAAAGAAGGAGACACCCUAGUGCUUCAGUGUAUCGUUAAAGGACACCCAAGACCACAGGUACGGUGGACGAAGACGGCAGGCAGCGCAUCAGACAAGUUCCAGGAAACAUCCAUCUACAAUGAGACACUGCGCAUCGAGGGCAUCCAGAGGGUGCAGGGGGGUCGCUACUACUGCAAGGCCGACAACGGGGUGGGGGUGGCUGCCAUCAAGUCCAUCCGCGUAGAUGUGCAGUACCUCGACACACCAGUGUUGACAGUGCACCAGACCAUCAGCGAUGUGCGUGGCAGUUACUACCAGGAGAAGACGGUGUUCCUGCGCUGCACUGUCAACUCCAACCCUCCUGCACGAUUCAUCUGGAAACGUGGGAACAUGCUCAUCGAACAGAGCAAGGACAACGGAGUGGACAUCUACGAGCCGCUUUACACUCAGGGUGAGACCAAGGUGCUGAAGCUGAAAAACCUAAGACCCAAGGACUUUGCUGAUUACACCUGCCAGGUGUCUGUCCGCAAUGUGUGUAACAUUGAAGAUAAGUCGGUCACCUUCAGGCUCACAAAUGCCACCACUCCUCCAAUGAUCCGGUUGUCAGUCAACGACACAGUGGUGGUGGAUCCUGGGCAGGAUGUGCUCAUAACCUGUGAGGUGACCGCAGGGUUCCCCCCACCCACAGUGAUGUGGUCGCGAUACCCAGGCCCCCUUCCCCUCAGCGCCCAAGUUCGCGGGGCCACUCUCAACCUGAGGGCCGUCACACCGGUGGAUGCAGGUUUCUACAACUGCACGGCGGUCAAUAAUGUGGGCAACCCUGCUCGCAAGAACGUCAAUCUCGUUGUCAGGACGAUGAGCAACCUGACCUUCCAAAUUACACCAGACUCCAACAAGGACAGCGAGACCAUCCAGAUGGGUCGGGACCUCAAGCUGUCCUGCCACGUCGAUGCCACCCCACAGGAUAAAGUCAACUACACCUGGUACAAGAACGGCGCACCAGUCUUCAACUCAGACAGCCUUAUCUUGCUGCGCAGUGACCCAGACAUGGCACCUGGCACCAGUAGCUUGGAGAUUGUGGACAUGAAGUUUAGAGACUUGGCUACCUACAGCUGUGUGGCUAACUUCCCAGGCAGCAGGGUGCCAGACCUCCGUGUGGACGUCAACAUCUCUCAGAACAGUGUCUCUCCUCCAAUGCUGUCGGUUCCACCAGGAGGUCAGGUGGUCAGCGUGCGAGAGGGAGGCAGUGCUGACCUAGUGUGCUUGGUGGCAGAUGGGAAACCACGUCCACCCAUACUCUGGUCACGGACAGAAAAGGACCUACUAAUGCCAUCAGGGAAGUCCAUAGUGGAGACACCUGAUGGCCGUCUGAGGCUAAAGAAUGUGAGUCGGGACAUGAUGGGGGCAUACCGGUGCCAGACUGCUCCAUACAAUGGGCUUAACAUCAAACGCCGUGAAGCACAGGUCCAACUCAACGUGCAGUAUUCUCCUAUACUGGACCCGGUCUUUCAGGAUGUGCGCUCCAGAAACUAUCAGAUGGUGACCCUGAGGUGUACGAUCUUGCGGUCCAACCCGCCACGCUUGACAGACAUCCGUUGGUUCCGUAAUGGUGAUUUAAUCCGUAUGCCCAUGCCUGACCUGAAAGAGACGCCGGAGCUAAAGUUCAAACUGGAACCCAGCAACAACGGCUCCUAUGAGUGCCGAGUCAGCAAUAGUGCAGGAACGUCAACAUGCACAUUUAAUGUUUCUGCACAACCCUACAAUGCUGAGUUCUACUUUGACACACCCAACCCAGUCCGGAUUCUGAAAGCAAAUAACUAUUCCUACAACCUGCAGUGGACACAGAAAGACCCUGAAGCCACAGAUCGUAUCAUAGGCUACUGGAUUAAUGUCCGAAAGAACAAGCAGAACCUGCUGUCGAAGCAGAUAGAUCUCAGGGGGAAGGAUCCAGAGAAGGGUGUGCUGAUGUCUCACACCAUAUCAGACCUGAGAAUCCCUCUGUCCUAUGAGGUCCGACUGGCCCCCAUCACCACCUACAGCACUGGGGACUACGUCAGUCGUAUCAUCCAGUACUCAGAACCCUACACCUACCCAAGACCUUCAGACCACGUGUGCGGUUUUGAGGAUGAGCGGAUCUGUGGUUUCUCACAAGACCGGAGUGAUGUCUUUGACUGGACAAGACAGAAUCACCUCACCCAGAAUCCCAAGCGAUCUGCCAAUACUGGCCCAGAGACUGACCGCAGUGGAACCAAGGAGGGCUACUACAUGUACAUUGAAGCAUCGCGGCCGCGUGUUCAGGGGGACAAGGCUCGUCUGCUGUCCCCUCUUUUUAAUGUGACCUCAAUCAGGGGCCCCAAGGGCUCCGGCAGAGUCCCAUACUGCGUCUCCUUCUACUACCACAUGAAGGGCAAACACAUUGGCAUUCUUAAUGUGCUUCUGAGAGUGAGAAGCAUUGCCUCUGUGGACUCAGUGGUGUGGUCGAAGUCUGGUCAUCAGGGCCCGGACUGGAAGAAAGCGUUCUUUGACAUCAGCCCCAGUGGACCCUUCCAGAUUGUGUUUGAAGGAAUUCGAGGCCCGAAUUUUGAGGGGGAUAUUGCCAUUGACGACGUGUCCAUCACUACAGGGAAAUGCAAGCAGGAGAACACUGUAGCCAGCGCAGUUUUGAUCGGUGGAUCACAUUCGCUCCCAUUGGCCAGCUGGCUGACUUUUGGCCUCUCCUGUUUCCUGUCGCUACUCUACAGAUGAUGAGCACUUGCCACAGCACCGCCAACUGUCUGCGCUGACAGACACUGCCCUGACUCACGCUCUUAUACUUCUCUCUACCCUUCUCCCUGUCUUCUCCUCUCCUUACCUGUCUUCUUACCUGUCUGUCCCUAUCCACUCGUCGUCUUUCUAUCCUUCAUGCAUCCAUUUUAUCCGUCUUGCUUAGAUAAAAAGUAACACAAAGUCUGUUUUCUCCCCCUUCGCUUUCUUUAAACAUUUCCCUUCAGACACGCAGUGUAACCAACCAACGCUCAUAUUGUAUUUAAAGUGAACAUGAUAUUUCACAUUCUCUCCUUUGUCACUCUAUUAAUCUGGUUAGAUUCACUUGUCCAUGUCGGCGUGUCACUUGUCACCUUUUCCUCUUCUUCAUCAACCUUCUUCGUCCAUGCGUGCACCCUCUCAUGUAUCUCCACUCCCUCGAACUACAAUCCUCGAUGGCCCCCUCCGCCCUAUUCCCCAGACACACCAAAGUGUCGGACACUCUACCAAAGAUGACAAAGGACCUGAGGGAAUAAAAUGAGGGAAGAGGGAUUCCAGGAAGAAAGUGAAAGAGAGCGAGAAAGUGGGAAAAACCCUCUUUUUUCACAGAGACUGUCUCCCUUUCUGUCCCAACCUUUGGGACCAUGGGAGCUACUGAAUGACAAAGAGACAGACAGAAAAAAAACAAAAAAAACAAAAACUGAUGAAUGAAUGAAUGAAUGAAUAAACAUAUGAACUGUGAAGAAAGGACAAACAAGAAACAGAGGAUAAAGAAGGGCACUCCUGGUAGCCUCUCUGCUUGCCCUCUGCUUGACACAAGAGACAAACCUCAGUCCGGAUUAUACGUGUACAUUUAUCUAUAUAUACUAAAUAUAACAAAGUUUAAACUAAAACACAACUAGGACAGUGGAGGACUUUACAAAGUGAAAUUAAAGAAGCACAACGUUUAUACAACCUCUGCUGUUCCUUUGGGUUUUAUUCUACUUAUUAUGUGAUGUUGCAAUUUGUCAGACCAACUCAAUGUUUUUGAUAUUUUACUUUUUUUGUUUUGUUUUGUUUAUGGCGUUAUAAGGGUCAAGGGCAAUGGGUAAUAAAGUAUUAUAUUAAUAUUUAUGAGAGGAAGAGAAGAUGAUUUUUGAUCCAGAAAGUGAAUUGAGCAUGUGGAGGGCUGUGCGAGGAUGACCCAAGCCACCUGGAUAGAAAUCUAAACUUUUCGAACAUACUUUGUGAAGACACGCACACACACACACAAACACACACACACACAAAUAUGCACUCAGUUUUCCUUCCCAACAUUACAGCCAGCCCCUUGGCUCACCCUCUGUCUCCAAAACAUGCCUCGUCUUUGAAUGACGCAGAGGGAAAACCAUACAUAAAAGAUGCACCUUUCACAUGUCUGCUCCUUUGCCGUGAACUUCCCGUCACUGGACAUCAUGACGCAGAUGUCUGGAGUUAUCAACCGCAACAGAAUAGCUGGACAUGCCUUUAAUGAGUUUGAAGAGAAAAAAGUGGUGUGGUAUAGGAGGCAGGGAAGGGCCAGGGGUGAGUUCAGUUGAACAUAUGAUCAGUGAGCACUUCUUUCUCCACAGGUUAUUGAAUGUCAUGUAUGAAUUUCCCAUACACUUGUGAGUGAAAGAUGGAGAAAACUAUCAGUAUCUGGUGGGUGUGCAGUGUGGAUUGCAUAUCAUAUUCUCUGUCAUUGUUUAAUUAACACUGAAUGUCUGUAGUGUAAACAGUUUUCAUAAUCACAUAGAUAUGAUUGUUAGUUGAGAAAUACUCAUAUCUAUAGAUCUGUAUACAAUAGUUUAUGAUUGCAUUUAAGAUCGCCUUUCAGUCUGCAGAAAAAAAACAACUCGUCUGAAAUGCAUUGAAACGGGCACUUCCCUCAUCAUUUAUCAGUUCUGAUUUAUAAUUAUCUGUGUAUUCAUCAUCUGUGUAUCCAUUAAUCGCUGCUGUAGACAUUUCAAUCGUUCAGGGGGAUAGUGUGUUAGCAGUGUGCUGCAUCAUGCUUCAACUUAAGAAACUCUAUAUUCUCCGGUCAGUCUGCUCCACCAACUGAUCUGCUUCAUUACAUGUGCAUUAAUGUAGGUGUGAAUCAGUCUUUUCCAGCACCUUAUGUAAUUCUGUCUGUCUUUGUCAUGUCAUGUUGAUUUGAUCAUCGCACUUGUUUUUUGUUUUUCUUAUUUCAUUUUGUAUUUGUAUUUACCGUAAGCUGAUGCUGAUUGUUAUGUGUCCAUUAUACUGUAUCAUUGCCAGCUUUCAGUUCCCACAAAGGUCUGUAGGGCAUGUUGGACAAAUCUGUGAAAUGCCACAGACAGUAGUGUACAAUGAGAACAAAUUAAAUAAGCAACAUGAGAAAACUCUCAAGUUUCCAAAAAUGCUUCCUGUAUCUUAGCUUUAUGUCUCUCAUCAUUCAUUUACUUUAAUCUGAUGAGUGCACUUAACAGCAGGUUACCCUGUUCCUGAAUGAAA